UAUCGUGUUCUUGUUUUCAUACACCAAUAAUUUAAUUUCAUGGCGCCAGAUGCAUUGACAGAAGAUCAAGUUGCUGAAUUCCGAGAAGCUUUUAGCUUCAUUGACAAGGACCAUGACGGAUUUAUUAGCGUGGAUGAAUUGGCAACCAUUAUUAAAUCAUUGGAAGGUAAUGCAACAAAAGAAGAAAUCCAACAUAUGAUUAGUGAAGUUGAUAUUGACGGGAGUGGGAGCAUAGAUUUUGAAGAGUUCAUCAAUAUCAUGGCUACAAAAAUGAAGGAAAAUUUGGCUGAGGAGUUAAAAGAAGCAUUCAAAGUAUUUGAUAGAGAUCAAGAUGGAUACAUAUCAGCCACUGAGCUGAGACAAGUAAUGAUGAAUAUGGGAGAGAGGUUGACAGAUGAAGAGGCUGAACAAAUGAUUAGAGAGGCAGAUUUGGAUGGAGAUGGUCAAGUUAGCUAUGAAGAAUUUGCAAGCGUCAUGAUGCUUCAUUGAUCAUCUCAUUUAUCACAUAAAUAUAGAGAUAGGAAAACAUAAACAAUAGCAAAAUUUGUAUUUUCUAUUAUGAGAAAAAUGUAAAAGUUGAAGAGAAAAUUUGAAGAAAAAAAGAAAUG
Messenger RNA from Arachis duranensis, 608 nucleotides. Its product is annotated as calmodulin-like. Gene Ontology annotation, molecular function: enzyme regulator activity; calcium ion binding. Lineage: Eukaryota; Viridiplantae; Streptophyta; Magnoliopsida; Fabales; Fabaceae. The record is from RefSeq and is a predicted model, not a curated record. The coding region runs from base 40 to 489 and encodes 149 amino acids. The transcript is spliced from 4 exons.